CUUCACUACUAGAGGUCGCGUUCUUCCGCUGUUCUUUUUCAUUCUAUCGGUCGGAGUCUUGCGUGAGCCCGGCUGGGUUUGUCCGUGUCACCGUUUCUCUUCUGGGUUUCAAUAAAGUUUUUUUCUUCCUUCCCUUGUACGGAGCUCAAGAUGGCGGCCUCCUGGUCGCCCUUGGUUACCCUGCGCUUAGUGCAGAGCCGGCUGAGACGGAGAUGUGUUGGGUGCGGGGCGAGGGCCGCUGCACUCGCUCUUCCGGCCACCGUCCCUGGAAACCCCCUUUGGAAAGCCUACACACUUCAGACACCCGAGAGUAUGUCUCCAACUGCGGCUGCAGAGGCUUAUUCAAAAGCUUUGACUGUUUGCCAUGGACCACUAGACCACUAUGACUUUCUGAUCAAAGCUCAUGAGCUGAGGGAUGAUGAACAUCAAAGAAGAGUCAUACAGUGUUUGCAGAAAUUACACGAGGACCUUAAAGGAUACAGUAUAGAGGCAGAAGGCCUUUUUUCAAAGCUUUUUUCAAGGAGCAAACCUCCAAGGGGCCUGUAUGUUUAUGGAGAUGUUGGUACAGGGAAAACAAUGGUGAUGGACAUGUUUUAUGCUUAUGUGGAAAUGAAGAGGAAAAAACGGGUUCAUUUUCAUGGUUUCAUGCUAGAUGUUCAUGAAAGAAUACAUCGCCUGAAACAGAAUUUGCCAAAAAGGAAACCAGGGCUCAUGGCUAAAUCAUACGAUCCAAUAGCUCCCAUAGCUGAAGAAAUCAGUGAAGAAGCAUGUCUCUUAUGUUUCGAUGAAUUUCAGGUCACUGACAUUGCUGAUGCCAUGAUUCUGAAACAGCUUUUUGAAAAUCUGUUCAAAAACGGGGUCGUCGUUGUGGCAACAUCCAACAGGCCACCGGAAGAUCUUUAUAAAAAUGGACUCCAAAGAGCUAACUUUGUACCAUUCAUAGCUGUCCUGAAGGAAUACUGUAAUACGAUCCAGCUAGAUUCUGGGAUAGAUUACCGGAAAAGGGAACUUCCUGCUGCAGGAAAACUCUACUACCUCACAAGUGAAGCUGAUGUGGAGGCUGUCAUGGAUAAGUUGUUUGAUGAGCUGGCUCAGAAACAAAAUGAUUUAACUAGACCAAGGAUUCUAAAAGUGCAAGGCAGAGAGCUACGGCUGAAUAAAGCCUGUGGAACCGUUGCCGACUGCACAUUUGAAGAGCUGUGUGAGAGACCCCUUGGAGCCAGUGACUAUUUGGAACUAUCAAAGAAUUUUGAUACAGUAUUUUUACGAAACAUUCCACAAUUUACGCUGGCGAAGAGGACUCAAGCUCGAAGAUUCAUAACGCUCAUUGAUAACUUUUAUGAUUUCAAGGUGCGCAUAAUUUGCUCUGCAUUGACUCCUAUAUCAAGCUUAUUUUUGCAUCAACAUCAUGACAGUGAGUUGGAGCACAGCAGAAUACUGAUGGAUGAUUUGGGGCUGAGCCAGGAGUCCGCAGAAGGACUCUCCAUGUUUACCGGAGAAGAGGAAGUCUUUGCAUUUCAGCGCACGAUUUCCCGACUCACAGAAAUGCAGACUGAACAGUACUGGAACGAAGGGGACAGAAGCAAGAAGUAACCGUCACUUUUGUGUGAAUAAAACGCUGGGCAAAUGAUUACCACAGGGAGAACUCUUUAUUAUGAGACUUGAAGGAAUCAUUUUCUCAUCAUUAAUUAUGCACUUUGUCUUCUGGACCAUUUUUAUCUAAAACUGCUGUCAAAUAAUGUAGUGGAUUAGUAAGUUAAAGCCAUUUUUCUAGGUCUACUUUUUGCCUAUUUAUUUGGCCUUGUUUCUGCACCACAAAAUUAAAAUCAGCACUCCUGAAGAUUAAAGUAGGACCAGACAUUUUGGCUUCAUAUCAAGCCACUUGAAUGAACCUUGAAAACACACACACACACACACACACACACACACAC
Ceratotherium simum simum (southern white rhinoceros) is the source of this 1931-nucleotide messenger RNA. It is a transcript of the gene AFG1L, whose product is annotated as AFG1 like ATPase. The record is from RefSeq and is a predicted model, not a curated record. NCBI's taxonomy places the organism in Eukaryota, Metazoa, Chordata, Mammalia, Perissodactyla, Rhinocerotidae. Gene Ontology annotation, molecular function: ATP hydrolysis activity; ATP binding. Gene Ontology annotation, cellular component: mitochondrion; cytoplasm.